Molecule: messenger RNA, 849 nt
Organism: Daucus carota subsp. sativus
Lineage: Eukaryota; Viridiplantae; Streptophyta; Magnoliopsida; Apiales; Apiaceae
Product: cell number regulator 2
Exons: 4
Coding region: 122-562 (146 amino acids)
Source: RefSeq, a predicted model, not a curated record
AUGCAUGACUGUUACAGAUGCCCAUGCAUCCGUAACCUCCAGAAAACACUUACACAUAUGUAUGAUGAAUCAUCUAUUUAUGUUGAUCAACAGCUAACUGUUAUCCGCUAAUUAAUCAAUCAUGACUUCACCAGCCUCCGCGGCAGCUCCUACCUCUUGGUCCACCGGCCUCUUCGGCUGCUCAUCCGACGUUCCUAACUGUUGUUUAACUUGUUUUUGCCCCUGCAUUACUUUUGGACGAAUUGCCGAGAUCGUCGACAAGGGAAAUACCUCUUGUGCUGCAGCUUGCGCUGUGCAUGCCCUAAUAGGAUAUUGGACAGGUUGCGGAUGGAUUUUUUCGUGCUUUUAUCGAUCUAAGAUGAGAAAGGAAUACAUGCUGAAAAAGAGUCCUUGUGGAGAUUGCUUGGUUCAUUUUUUUUGCGGGCUAUGUGCAUUGUGUCAAGAACAUCGUGAGCUUCAUAUCCGAGGAUACGACAUGUCUCUGGGAUGGAAAGGAAAUAUGCAAAAGCAGAACCGUGGAGUGACUACGGCACCGAAGCCUGAAAGAGGAAUGAGCCGAUAAAGUUAUAGAUACCUGCGCUUAGUUUUGAUGAAUCGGACUGGUUUGUGUUGCGAACAAAAUGGCUCUUGUAAUAAAGAGUGUGCGUGUAAGAUGGCUAUUAUGUACUGAUAUAAAUGGCAGUACGGUUGUAUUGUUCAUCACUGUAAUUUUUCAAUUUUAUGACAGGUUACAAUGAAUACCUACGAGAGUCUUGGAAUAGUGAUGCUUCGCGAGUAGAUUAAGAUGAAUAUUGAUCUUGGAAAUCAUUCCGAAGAAUAUUCUCUAAUUACACAUGAUAUCUUGGAAUA